ACCCUGAGUUCACAGUACACUUGACACUUAUCCCAAAAUGGUAAUACUUACUGCGCCACUUUCGUUGAUAAGGCCACUCCUCCUCCAAUUGACCUCCUUCUCCUCCUCGCUUUUAUUUCUACGCACCGUUUCAGUCUCCUCCAAACUUGUCUACUUCCCCUCUCGCCGUAUCUCGUUCACUACAAUGGCAGAAGCAAAUGAAUCCACCGCCUAUUCCCCACCGCAGCACAUCGCCGGACAUUGGUACUCAGUGCCGGACCUUCGCCUUCGCGACCAUCGAUUCACUGUUCCCCUUGAUUAUUCCAUUGAUCACAAUGCCUCUCCUAAGAUCUCAAUUUUUGCUCGUGAAGUCGUCGCGGUUGGGAAAGAAGAACAAUUACUGCCUUACCUAUUAUUUCUACAAGGUGGACCUGGCUUCGAGUGCCCGCGUCCGACUGAAGGCAGCGGUUGGAUAAACAAAGCAUGUGAAGAAUUCCGUCUUAUUUUGAUGGAUCAGCGAGGAACAGGUUUAUCAACUCCUUUGACACCAUCAUCUAUGGCGCAGCUGGGUUCUGCAGAGAACAUGGCUGAAUACAUAAAAUACUUUCGUGCUGACAAUAUAGUGAAUGAUGCUGAGUUUAUCCGUGUUCGACUUGUUCCUGAUGCCGAACCUUGGACAAUCUUGGGUCAAAGCUAUGGUGGCUUUUGUGCUGUAACCUAUUUGAGUUUUGCACCACAUGGACUAAAACAAGUCCUUUUAACUGGGGGAAUUCCUCCAAUAAGCAAUGGGUGUUCUGCAGAUACUGUUUAUAGAGCAUGCUAUGAACAGGUUAUUCGUCAAAAUGAAAAGUACUAUAAGAGGUUUCCUCAUGAUGUUGAAAUUGUUCAAGAAGUUGUGAACCAUUUGGCAGAAUCUGAAGGAGGCGGGGUGCCUCUUCCAUCAGGGGGAAUCUUAACACCAAGAGGACUACAAGCUCUGGGCCUUUCUGGUUUAGGAUCCAGUGCAGGUUUUGAACGUCUUCAUUACAUUUUUGAGAGGGUGUGGGAUCCCAUUAUAGUUCCAGGAUCACGAAAGAGAGUCAGCCAUUACUUCCUAAAAGCUUUUGAAAACUGGUUGGAUUUUGAUUCAAAUCCACUGUAUGCUCUCCUGCACGAGUCCAUAUAUUGUCAGGGUGCUUCAUCACAGUGGUCUGCUCACAGAAUUAUGGCUGAAGACAAUGGUCAACUUAAUGCAGUCAAGGCUGCCAAAGAAGGUCGGCCAGUAUUUUUCACAGGGGAGAUGGUGUUUCCAUGGAUGUUUGAUGAAAUUCAUGCAUUGAAGCAGUUUAAAGAAACUGCUCAAUUAUUGGCUGAGAAGAAAGAUUGGCCUCCCCUCUAUGACAUCACCAUGCUAAAUAAUAACAAGAUACCUGUUGCAGCUGCUGUGUAUUAUGAAGACAUGUAUGUUAAUUUCAGGGUGGCAAUGGAAACAGCUUCUCAGAUAGCGGGUAUAAGAUUAUGGAUAACUAACGAAUACAUGCACUCUGGUCUGCGGGAUGCAGGAGGCCGUGUUUUGGAUCAUUUAUUAGGAAUGUUAAAUGGAAAGAAGCCUUUGUUUUGAUUACCCCUCACAAAUUUGUGUUCUCAUUUACCAGUUUUUCUCCCUGUUGUUGGAGUUAACAAUAAUGUACUUAACAUGGGUGGCUCAAAGCAAGCGUCUUAGCAGCAUGCUGUUAUUCUGUAUGAUGUGAGAAUAUUGAGUGCGUGUGUGAUUCGGCCGCGAAGGAUGCACGUGUCGCAUCUAUUGGCGUUCCAUCAUUGCAAUUUCGUAGAAUGAUAUCAUAGAAUUUUUAAUGUCAAAGCUUCUGCUCACCAUUUUUAAGUUCCA
Molecule: messenger RNA, 1846 nt
Organism: Ricinus communis (castor bean)
Lineage: Eukaryota; Viridiplantae; Streptophyta; Magnoliopsida; Malpighiales; Euphorbiaceae
Product: proline iminopeptidase
Exons: 10
Coding region: 38-1579 (513 amino acids)
Biological process (GO): proteolysis
Molecular function (GO): peptidase activity
Source: RefSeq, a predicted model, not a curated record